AUGUCUGCCAUCACACAAUUCACUGUCCUGGCUUUCGCCUCGACCGCUCUCGCCAGGCAAUAUCAACAUGGCCACCUCCACGGACGACACCAGAGACUGUACGAUCGUUCGGUCGGAACUGGUUCUGGAGCACCUUAUGGGUACCCCACUGCCAACAGCACAGGCAUCUGGGGCACUACAGGCUGUAAGUCCGCUACCGGUGUGGAAGCAGCGGCAGUUCCUACUGCCUAUGGACCAGCCGGUGGCAACACGUACACCCUCAGCAACAUCCACACUGAGGUCGUGUACUCGACCAUUUCUAUGAACUAUCCAGCUAGUAGCGCCGCCGAGCAAUGCGCUGCCGAUGUUACCGUCACCAAUACGGAAAAGGUUUACGUGACCGUCACGGCAGGCCACAGCGCAUCGUCCAGCGCUGAAGUGUCUGCCGUUGAGAGCACGUAUGCUGCUCCUGCAUACUCUGCCCUAGCAUCCAGCAGCGACGAGGUCUCUCCCGUUGCAAGCUCCUCUGCUGGUGGCCACUCUGCUCCAGCUUAUUCUUCUGCCUCAUCCGGCAGCAGCACCUAUAACGCCGACACCACCAGCGCCGCCCAAUACAGCAGCUCCCCAGGCCCAGCCACCUCUGCCGCAGCACUGCCAACUAGCUACGCCGCCGCCAGCAGCCAAAACACAGGCUCCGCGACCGCCUCUGCGCCAGCCAGCUACGGCUCCUCCUCGAGCAGCUCCGGCAAGCGCGGUCUAGCCUACAACGACGCCAGCCUGACGACCUGCUUCGACGGCUCCAGCGAGAUCUCCUGGGCGUACAACUGGGAGUCGGACGCCAAGGGCCUCAGCGGUGGUCUCUCCUACAUCCCUACCCUGUGGGGCAACGCAGACACAUACACCAGCUCCUGGAGCUCCAACGCCAAGUCUGCCAUCGCAAGCGGCUCUACCCACCUCUUCUCCUUCAACGAGCCAGAUCUCACCGCACAGGCCAACAUGGAUGCCGCGACUGCUGCUGAAGCGUACAAGCAGUACAUGAACCCCUUCAACGGCCAGGCCAAGCUCUGCGCCCCCUCCGUCACCAACGGUCCAGACCCAAUGGGUCUCUCCUGGCUAUCCAACUUCUUGGCCGCUUGCGAUGGGGGUUGCAAGAUUGACUGCAUCAACAUUCACUGGUAUGACUCCGCUACCAACAUCGACUACUUCAAGGAGCACCUGGAGAACGCCACCAGCAUAGCCACCAAGUACAACAUCGAUACCCUCUACCUUUCUGAAUUCGGUGCUACCGGCUCUGACGAUCAGGUUAACACGUUCCUGGAGACUGUUAUGCCGUGGAUGGACAGCAAUGAUGCUGUUGGUGGCUAUGCUUAUUACAUGGUUGCGAAUGGGAUGCUCGUCUCGGGUGGGGAGCCUACUACGUACGGUAGCACUUACAAGUCAUACACCUCUUCGUAG
Fulvia fulva is the source of this 1434-nucleotide messenger RNA. RefSeq lists its product as uncharacterized. The record is from RefSeq and is a predicted model, not a curated record. The transcript has a single exon. Gene Ontology annotation, cellular component: fungal-type cell wall. Gene Ontology annotation, biological process: fungal-type cell wall polysaccharide metabolic process. NCBI's taxonomy places the organism in Eukaryota, Fungi, Ascomycota, Dothideomycetes, Mycosphaerellales, Mycosphaerellaceae. The coding region runs from base 1 to 1434 and encodes 477 amino acids.